Molecule: messenger RNA, 1989 nt
Organism: Chrysochloris asiatica (Cape golden mole)
Lineage: Eukaryota; Metazoa; Chordata; Mammalia; Afrosoricida; Chrysochloridae
Gene: TFAP4
Product: transcription factor AP-4 (activating enhancer binding protein 4)
Exons: 7
Coding region: 144-1151 (335 amino acids)
Biological process (GO): regulation of transcription by RNA polymerase II
Cellular component (GO): nucleus
Molecular function (GO): DNA-binding transcription factor activity, RNA polymerase II-specific; RNA polymerase II cis-regulatory region sequence-specific DNA binding; protein dimerization activity
Source: RefSeq, a predicted model, not a curated record
CUCCGCGCCGCUGCUGCCGCCAGCAUCUGGGACCGGCCGAGCCUGCACCUCCGUCCGGCGCUGCCCUUUGAUUCGGAUUUCCAUCUUGCAUUCUCCGGCGGACCGCGGGACCUGGCUUGUGCAGAGGAGGGGGGCAGAUCGCUAUGGAGUAUUUCAUGGUGCCCACUCAGAAGGUGCCCUCUUUGCAACAUUUCAGGAAAACAGAGAAAGAAGUGAUAGGAGGGCUCUGUAGCCUGGCCAACAUUCCACUGACCCCCGAGACCCAGCGGGACCAGGAGCGGCGGAUCCGGCGGGAGAUCGCCAACAGCAACGAGCGGCGGCGCAUGCAGAGCAUCAACGCUGGCUUCCAGUCCCUCAAGACCCUCAUUCCCCACACAGACGGAGAGAAGCUCAGCAAGGCGGCCAUUCUCCAGCAGACUGCCGAAUACAUCUUUUCUCUGGAGCAAGAGAAGACGAGGCUCCUGCAGCAGAACACGCAGCUCAAGCGCUUCAUCCAGGAGUUGAGCGGUUCAUCCCCCAAGCGGCGGCGCGCAGAGGACAAAGACGAAGGCAUUGGCUCUCCGGACAUCUGGGAGGAUGAGAAGGCUGAGGACCUGCGGCGGGAGAUGAUUGAGCUGAGGCAGCAGCUGGACAAGGAGCGCUCUGUGCGCAUGAUGCUGGAGGAGCAGGUGCGCUCGCUAGAGGCCCACAUGUACCCAGAGAAGCUCAAGGUGAUUGCACAGCAGGUGCAGCUCCAGCAACAACAGGAACAGGUGCGGCUAUUACACCAGGAGAAACUGGAGCGGGAACAACAGCACCUUCGGACUCAGCUCCUGCCCCCUCCGGCCCCCACCCACCACCCCACAGUGAUUGUGCCGGCACCACCACCCCCGCCCUCCCACCACAUCAAUGUCGUCACCAUGGGUCCUUCGUCAGUCAUCAACUCUGUCUCCACAUCCCGGCAAAACCUGGACACCAUUGUGCAGGCAAUCCAGCACAUCGAGGGUACCCAGGAGCGGCAGGAGGAAGAGCGGCGGGCGGUCAUCGUGAAGUCGGUCCGCAGUGGCCCGGAGGCCCACACCUCGGACACAGCCUCCGACUCGGAGGCUUCAGACAGUGACACCAUGGACCAGAGCCGGGAGGAGCCAUCGGGGGACGGGGAGCUUCCCUGACCACCCCCAGCCCUCCUCUCCCUUCUGGGGGGCUGGAGGGGCCCGGGGCAGCAGCAGGGAGAAAUGUAGGCGAAUGAGUGAGAAAUUUUUACAAAAUUACAAUGUCAUUUGGGUCUCUUUUAUGACCUCUUUUUCAAUACUGUAAAUCGGCCUUUGAACGGAGCCACCCGACCCAAGGUCAAUAGGGGCUUGGACGGCCUGGGGUGUGUGGGGAUCAUUGGGGUACUGGGGCUGGGCCCCAGAGGUGGGGGACAUGCACACAGAAGGUGCCUGGCCUCUCUCUCUCUGCCAAAAAAACAUUUUUCAUUUAAACAUGUUUUUUUAAGAACAGGGAAAAUGAAAUAAAACCCCAGCUCGCUCUUCCCUCCCUAGUCAAUCCUGUGACCGUCAGUUUUUCAUUUCCCUCUUCCUGCCUCUCUUUGGUUUUCUUCUUUUUUCUUUAAGCACUUACAUGGGUUGGGGGUCUGGCUGGGUCCGGGCUUUCUGGGGGUCUGGGGGUCACCGUUGCUUCUCGGUUUUGGGGUUUGCUGCUGCCCUCCUCCCCUAUCCCCCACCCUCUCUCAGCACUAGGGUUAGCCAUUCUCUGCCACCAUCCAGCCCCCCUCCUUUCCUUACAGGUUUCCCAUCUUUGACCCCAAAAAUGUCUUUGUCUCUUUCUGUUUUGUUUGUUGUUGUUGUUUUUUUUUUUCUCUUCUUUUUUUGUUUUGUUAUUUUUUACAAUUUUGAGGUCUUUGUGUUUAAGGAGAAGCUAUUAUAUUUUGUUAAGAAAGUGGGGGGAAAAAAAAUGAAGAGGCCACUGUGCCUUUGUAAAGAAACAAAAUAAAGUUUGUACUUUGUU